Molecule: messenger RNA, 3030 nt
Organism: Orbilia oligospora ATCC 24927
Lineage: Eukaryota; Fungi; Ascomycota; Orbiliomycetes; Orbiliales; Orbiliaceae
Exons: 6
Coding region: 1-3030 (1009 amino acids)
Source: RefSeq, a predicted model, not a curated record
AUGACUAGACACCGACCUGUUCGUCCUAUCAUGAUGGACUACGUCCCCAGCGCGCAAUACGCGCGAGAAGACAUCAAUUCCACCAACUACGAUCUUUCGGAUUUGUGCAUUAAGCAUAUCGAAACGCAUAUCAAAUCCGCUGAACUCUACCGUUCCAAACUGGCCGAGCUUCUAACGAACUCCCAGAAAGCUGGUACUAUUCCUCCACUUACGACAAUUGCUAUGAAUAGUAUGAUAAAUUCGUUGAGGGAAGAUCCCUCGCCGUCGAAUUUUGAGACUGUGAUGAAGCAUUGUCCCGAGAGUCUACUGGGUGCUAUGAUAGAUAGCCCGAAAUUGCAUUACACUUCAAUGCUGAGGUUCUCGGAGCAGAAAGGAUGGGAUAAGUUAAAAGAUGAUAGCAAGCGGGAUAUUUGGAUCUUAAAAAAUGAGUAUUUUGUUCGUGCGGAUGGAUCGGACUGGGGACUCCUAAAUCUUGAUGACGCUGAUAUUGUCUUCGGGCACUCUUCUAAACUCGUUGAGAAUGAAGCCGGCGAGCCGAUCUAUCGUGAGAUCACGAGAAAAAUCGCACCCACAUCCGGAUUACAAUACCUUGACCAAAAACGUACUCGAACAAUCAAGAUCCAACCGUCCACAGCUGCUUUCAAGAAAACAUUUGACAGGCUCAUGGGCGGAGCUCUAGAUGGCCUCGACUGGAGCAACGUCUUGGUUGCAGGAGGUAUGCCUCUUAGCACUCUCCUAUGCGUGGAUGAGAGCAUGGAUGAAAAAUUCAAGUCAAAUGACAUCGAUAUGUACAUCUACGGCUUGAAUCCAGCGCAGGCGAACGAGAAGAUAAAGCAUAUUGCCAACAUUUGGAAAAAGAACCUGAAGCCCGACGAGGACUUUGUGAUGAUAAAAAAUGCCCGAACUGUCACUCUGAUCGGGACUUUCCCGCACCGUCGGGUCCAAAUAAUCAUGAAAAUGAUCAAAAACCCUGCCGCGGUUUUGCUGAACUUCGAUCUGGACCAAGUUGCCAUCGGGUAUACAGGGGAUAAUGUCUUGCUUCUCCCAAGAUGCGCCAGAGCCCUUGAGACGGGUUAUGCUAUCUUCACACUAGACAUGAUACACGGACACCACUUGAAUGAGCGACGAGAAACACAAGAAUCACGAUUGCUAAAGUACGCCCAGCGCGGCUUCGGUGUGCGGAUUCUCCCAGAAUUCUGUCAGAUGGUUGAGAUCGACUUCUCAAAACGUCGGGUGACUCACCCUUUCAUCGACCAAGCUGUUGGUGACUUGGGUGGGUCGCACAGAUAUUGGUACCGCCAUGAGGCUCCUGAAACUCCGGACAUAGUUUCCGGUAUCCAGGCUGUGAGAAGGGUAUUCGCAGCGGGUGAAGAUAUGGUCCAUCGAUUUUACAUUGGUAGAACCGAAGUCAGCGCACCGGAGGAUUACGACGAUGAAGAUGGCUUUUAUAGUGAUCCUGAGGACCAAAACACCUACAAUCAUGCGAACUACUACCUAUUUGAUUGGGUAGAUCCUGAUACCGGAGACAAGAUGAAGCUGCCUAAGGGACAGUUUAGCUCAAUAGACACCUAUCGCUCCGGCGUUGGUGCGCCACAUGGAAAACGCGGCCUCGGGUCAUUGGAAAUGCACGCCCGCCACUGUGCCCUCUUCCGCUUCGAACAGGAAAAGAAGAUGAUAGUAGAUUAUAACACCCUCGCCUCGACAACUUACGACGUGGAGUCCUAUGACAUGCUCCCACAGUACAAUUGGAAUUCGAGUUUCACACCAAAAUCAUUUACAGAUGCGAUCGAUGACUAUAACGAAAACUUGUUUCAAAAGUUUUGUUCUGUUCUAGAAUCUGACCCAGCAAUCGAAGCAUCUGUACUUGGACCACGACGGAGUUACAAUCGGGCGUAUGAAUCGGGGUGGAAAUCACAUUUGAAAGGAUAUCUCACUCGUCGUAUCCGAAGAAUUGCUUACUCCAAGGAUAUCAAUGAGCUGGUCGACCGUUUCCAGAUUGUUCUCCCAGUGGUAGUCAAUUAUCGAUUAGAAGAAUGGAUUAAGGAAACAUUCGCAAAAGCGCUGGAUGACGCUGGUAUUCCCUCUCACCAGCAUGAUAUCCUUAUCCCGGUUCAUAAAUCUGGUAUGGGCGAUGGUCGGCUGCCGGAUACAACUGAAAGUGAUGAUGAGAACGUGAGAUAUUGGGUUAUCGACUCAACAACAGUAUGGGCGGGUUUGGAUAGGCGAAUUGAUGAAAUAUUUGAAGUUCUAUGGGUCCUCUCAUUGAGUAACGAUCUUGUUUCAGAUAAUCUUCUAGGAUACGGCUCCCGGGAAGAUGCUGCGAAAGAAUGGUAUCAACUAGUCGCUACAAUCCUUCUGAGAAGAGUCACAAAGCUAUCAAUCCAACAGCUUGGGAUCAGCCGAGUGGGCCGCUCAGCGGGCAAAGUGGGCGAGGACCACGACGAAUCAGCGGAAGAAGGAGAAGGUUUGAGCAGAGAAUUCAUCGAACCGAGGAUUCCGGAGGACAUCAACCCGUUGGAAAUACCCAACGAACGCGACCAAUAUCUAUUCACAAAGUGGUUGACGGAGAGGCCAAUCGAAAUCUACCGGAGCUACCAAUAUGAAGUCCACAACUCCUAUCGCGAAAGCAAUAAUGCCGUCCCUCCUCCAGCGAUAAUGUACCUCCGCGAGGGUGGCGAUUAUUCGGGCACCGAAUGGACUGAUUGGCCUGAGGAUUCUCCAGGUUUCGAACCCGUAGCAACAUUCCGCCCGCAACCAAGAAGGAAAAUACACUCUAGUGAUGCAGAAGGUGAAGAAACUGGCGGCGGUGAAGACGCAGAAGGUGAAGCUGCCCCUGCCGAGGACCCUGCCGCUGAGGGAGAAGGAGCCCCUCGAGGUUUAAAGCGGCAACGGGAGUCUGUUGAUGUCAUGGAUAUGCUUAGGCCGAGUGGACCUGGCGCUAGCUUUGCUUCAUUUGGUAAUGACACGGCAAUGGCUGACGCUGAUAAUCAUGGCGAAGGCGAAGGGGCCGGGCCGUCGUCGACGGCUUAG